Molecule: messenger RNA, 1041 nt
Organism: Onthophagus taurus
Lineage: Eukaryota; Metazoa; Arthropoda; Insecta; Coleoptera; Scarabaeidae
Product: transmembrane protein 138
Cellular component (GO): cilium
Source: RefSeq, a predicted model, not a curated record
UCGUAAAGAAUUCGAAUUGUUUUAAAAUUAAUAAAAAUUAGGUUAGAAUUGAUAAAAAAAAUCGAAAUAAAAUUUUAUUAUUUUAAGGUUAUCCAACUUGACUCGGUUACCAUGGUGAUUAAGACCCCAACAUUGCCAUUGCAGUUGCUUCUCAAAAUUGACGUCGAACUUAAGUUUUUUUUAAUGAAAAACACAUAAUUAAUUGGAUUUAAAGGUUGUAUUUAAUUCAAAAUGGGUAAAUGGAUGAAAUUAUAAGCAAGGUUAUGUUUAGAAUUAUAUUGACGUUUUGACAUUGCGCUUGCGCAAUUGAUUGGUGGAAAAUUCAAUAUCUCGAACGGCAUACAUAAAUCAACUUGUAUGUUUGCAUUUCGAAGCUUUUUGAGGGAAAUAUUUCGUUGGAAAAUCUUUCGAUAAUGUGAUAAUUAAAGCAAUGAAAGUGUUCGUGUAGUAAAAGAGGAAAAGACGAAGAAUUAGCGGGCCAAAAUGAAACUGACAAAUAACAAAUACAAAUUGAUAUUCGCAAUACAAACUUUUUUGUUGUCCAGUGAUCUUUGUAUAAAUACAUUUGGGGUUUUAGCGAGGAAAUACAACGCUGUUGUACUCGUUUUAUUCAUAAUACAAGAUAUUUUUAUUGUUUUGGCUCUAUCAAUCUUAUUGUUAUUAAUAUUUUCAACAUACGUAUUUCAGGUAGGAUUAGUUGGUUUACUUUAUGACAAAUUCAGAUUUACAAUAAUAAUAUGCACCAUUUACUUCAUUUUAACCACAAUUCUGUAUAUAUGGGUUUUAACACUUCGAUGGAAGGAUCCCUUUAAACAUAAUUGGUCUAUAGGACUGUACAUUAUGUAUAUAACACACCGAUUUUUUUCUCCAAUUUAUUAUUACUUCUAUAAAAGAUCCGCUUUAACGAUUACCGACCCUCAGUUUUAUGAAGAAAAACAUUGGCAGCCAAAAACAACCAUAAACACAACUUGAAAGUGACGAGAAAUAGAAAAAUUAUUUUUUUUUCUAUAUAAAAUGAGAUGUGUUCUAAAAUGAAAAUAA